Molecule: messenger RNA, 1323 nt
Organism: Rosa chinensis
Lineage: Eukaryota; Viridiplantae; Streptophyta; Magnoliopsida; Rosales; Rosaceae
Product: transmembrane protein 184C
Exons: 5
Coding region: 207-1082 (291 amino acids)
Biological process (GO): transport
Molecular function (GO): transporter activity
Source: RefSeq, a predicted model, not a curated record
ACUUAUACACUCAUUUCUUUCAAUCAUUUCAAUGCAGCAGUCAAGGUUGUCAUGAUUGAUAUUCAAAGUAGAACACUGAUCUUGUCUCCGGUUCCUUCCUUCCUUGAUCGCUCUCGAUUAAACUCAAGCAUAUCUCCAUCAGAAAACCACUGACCCAGUUCUUGAGCUACCUCUGGGUGGUCAAAGACUCAAACUUGAGAGUACAAAUGGCAAACCCUGCACAGAUUACUCUUACGGGCUCCACUUUCUGUGUGAUGCUUACGCUGCAUUUCUCAGUACAGCUUCUCUCAGAGCACUUGUUCUGCUGGAAGAAGCCAAAGGAGCAAAAGGCCAUACUCGUCAUUAUACUUAUGGCUCCCUUGUAUGCCAUAGAUUCCUAUGUGGGCUUGAUUGAUUUCCAGGGAAGCAAAGCUUUCUUUAUGUUCUUGGACUCGAUCAAGGAGUGCUAUGAAGCUUUGGUGAUAGCCAAGUUCUUGGCUUUGCUGUAUAGCUACUUGAACAUAUCGAUAAGUAAAAACAUAGUGCCUGAUGAGAUCAAAGGAAGGGAGAUUCACCAUUCGUUUCCAAUGACUCUCUUUGUGCCUCGCUCUGUUCGUUUGAACCAUCAUACACUGAAGCUUCUCAAAUACUGGACAUGGCAAUUUGUUGUUGUUCGCCCUGUGUGCUCCAUCUUGAUGAUUAGUCUUCAACUUAUUGGAGUAUAUCCCAGUUGGGUUAGCUGGACAUUCACUAUAAUUUUGAACAUUUCAGUGUCACUGGCUCUGUAUUCUCUUGUCAUUUUCUACCAUGUCUUUGAUAAGGAGCUGGCACCACACAAACCUCUUGCUAAGUUCUUGUGCAUCAAAGGGAUUGUCUUCUUCUGCUUUUGGCAGGGAAUUGUUCUUGAUAUUCUCGUAGCAUUAAAAAUAAUUCGAUCUCAUCAUAAAUGGCUAGACGUGGAGCAUAUUGAGGAAGCUCUGCAGAACAUGUUAGUGUGUGUGGAGAUGGUUUUCUUCUCGAUUGUUCAGAAGUAUGCCUACGGUGCUGAACCUUAUAGAGAUGAUGCUAUAUCAACUGCAAAACGGGAUAAGAAGACGGAAUGAUUUAGGAGCCGAUCAGUGUGGUUCAAAAUCAUCUUUGUGCACUGAAUGUCUUCACCUCAAUAUCGAUUUACAGAAUGUCCACAAAUAUAUCCAUCAUAUUCCACAGGACGCAUAUAUGGUGCUGAAAAUACCUUAUUCUGCGUGAGCUAGUGUUUUUGUACCUUUGUCUAAAUUCUAGAGAGCAAGUUCAAUAUAGUACUCAGUACUGAAUAAAUCCUUGUUAAUGCUCCAGUUUUUUCUA